Messenger RNA from Suillus clintonianus, 954 nucleotides. RefSeq lists its product as uncharacterized. The transcript has 13 exons. The record is from RefSeq and is a predicted model, not a curated record. NCBI's taxonomy places the organism in Eukaryota, Fungi, Basidiomycota, Agaricomycetes, Boletales, Suillaceae. The coding region runs from base 1 to 954 and encodes 317 amino acids.
AUGUCUCGAUCUGACCUUGAUCGUGGUUUUCCAGUUGCCGCUGGUGUUGGAGUGGUGUAUGAUUGGGCCCUCACGUUCGGACAAGAGGUCGAACUGGUCUGGAGACAACGCUGGUCUCUGAUGACCGUUCUCUUUCUGAGUGUGCGCUAUCUUGGAAUUUUCUUUGUCAUCCUGGACAUACUGGGCAGUGUUCCGACGAUCUUGUUGACAGAUGCAGUGAGUCUUCUGCACCGAUCUUCUUCGUUUGCUAUCAUGACUGCUACAGAUGUGAGCCGCAUUCUGUACCUCUUGUGGGAUUGGACGAAUGUUGUGGCAUUUCCAAUGCUGUGUGUCAUCAUGAUCACUCGGUUACAUGCCAUGUAUCAACGAUCCACAAGGAUCCUGGUAUUUCUCAUCGUCGUGUCCUUGGCUGUCAACAUUUUCGACGGAGUGGUCAUGGCAAUGACAACGAGGGAUGCUUCAGGGGAGGAAUUCAUUCUCUCUGGCACCUAUGCGUGCACGAUUGGCUUUGCGGACAAUUCCCCACUUCUGGCUUCCAUCACUUGGAUAUUCGGCACUGUCUGGGAGGCCCUCGCGCUGUGUCUCGCAGUCUGGAUUGCUGUAAAACACUUCCGUGAACUGCGACAACAUUCGGCAGGAGGGAUUAUCGGCGACUGUUUCACGGUGUUGAUAAAAUCCCACGUGCUUUACUUUGCGAGUUAUGUUGCCGUGUCUUGCUUCAGCCUCGCAGUUUAUUUGUCUCCGACGAUGGACCUAUUUUCCCUCGAAAGUCAGAUUUAUGCCGGUCUUGUUCAGAUUUCGACAGUCAUACAAUCCUUUGUGCUAGGACCACGCCUCAUCAUUAGCGUUCGAGAAUAUCACGCUCGGCUCGUGGCUGACUCUGAUGCAGCAACCGGCAUGACCUCAAUCGCUUUCCAGGAGCGCGUGCAAAUAUCGACAGGCAGUGGCAUAUAG